AUGUCCAAGAAACCUCCGGCAGCAAAGCCGGUCAAUGAUUUAAUAAGAUUUUGGGCCGCACAACAAGAAGAAAAAGCAGCAAAAACAGAACCAAGUUCACGAUCACCUCGACGUCCGUUGUCUCCAACUCAAUCAACACAACCCACACAAUCCAUACAAUCCACACCUUCGUCUCCAAAAGGUUCAGAACCAUUAUCACCAAGAUCAUGGAUCACCAAUAGCCCCUUUGGUUCGAAUUUAGCAAGUGCUCCGCCUCCGUUAUCGCCUACUCAACCAUUGCCUCCACCUAUGCCCAUUGUGAUUGAAAAAAAUAGCUCAUUGGCGAAUAAAUCAGUAAUAGCGGAUCGAUUAAAUGAUAUUUUUGGAAAUAAUGUAGAAACUAAUGAAGAAAAGACUAUUAAUGCAGAUAUUAAAAGUGAUACGUCGAAAAUUGACACAGUGAAAAAUAAUAAUAAUUCAAUCACACCCGUCGAAAAACCUUUUUCACCAAAAAAUACAAGUUUUAGUGAGCUUGGUUCACCUACCAGGACAGUUCCUCCAAAAGAUAUUUCAUUUCUCACUAAAACGCGCGAUGCUAAAACUCCGGUCCAACGCGAAACAAUUCCACAAGCAAAAAAAGUAUCAAAUUUGGUGUCUCAGUUUGAAAAAGCAGUAACACCACCUACUUCACCUACCGCUUUAUCACCCGUCAAACGAUUUAAUACUAUUCCAGAUCCAUUGAAUUCAUCAUCCAAACCAAUACCACAACCUAUUUUGCCACCUGUUAAACAAGUCUUUAUCGAAAUAUCUCCAAAGUCUACUCAUAAUGUUAAUAAUGUUGGUGGUACUAGUGGUAAUAACGGAUCUAGUUCUAAUAACGGCGGAUUUAAUACUAAUAGCACUAAUACUGCUAAUAAAAGAUUUAGUGUUAACGUAAACGAUACACCGUUAACUAGAGGUCUUGUGACGCAAAAUGAACAAGAACCUCUAAAAAUAUCAACUUCUAAUAUUGCUUCUGAUGCGAGCUCUGAAUCAUCUGGGACGUCAACACCAACAGCAUCUACACCUGUGUCAACAUCACCAAAAAAAUUGGCAAAGAGAAGGAGUAGACCUCUUCCAAGACCGUUAUCUAUCACAACUCCAGUAUCUCCUAAAUCGGCGUCUUCAGCGUUUAUCCCGCAAACUAUUCCAGAAAUAUUGCCAAUAACAACCUCCAAUGAUGAAUCAAAAAUUUUAUCUUCUGCGUCAUCGCUUAAGUUAUCAGUUCGUGAAUCAGCAUCAAACACAGAGGCCGUUUCACCUAUGUCAUUACUUUUUGUUGAUGGUUUGCCACAAAUACAACCAUCUUCACCUUUACAUAUAACGAUGCCUGAACCGUUGUUUACAAAACAUGACAAUUACUCAUCUUCUACGAUCUCACAAAUCUCACAAAUCUCGCAAUCUACAUAUUCCACUUCAACUCAAUCAAGGCGAGAAUCUAUAAUAUCAUCCAGUAGAGAUUCAACAAUUAAAAGAACGAAUCAGCAAGAAUUAACUCGACUUCCCGAGGUGUCAUCACAAUCUUCUGGUUCACGUACUCAUAUUUAUCAAACACAACCUUCAUUGUCGGAUGUUUCAGAUUUGUCAUUUACAUUUGAAUCAACGAUUCAACAAUCGUUAAAGUCGGAUACUCGCAAUUCUGUUCAACGAGUUUUAACACCAAUACCACAAAUCAGAUCAAAAAGCCCUGAAACUAUUUCAAUUAAAAGUACUGAAACGGUCACAACUAAAGGACAAGGAUAUUCGGAAUUAGUUUUACCAGAAAUUAAACAAACUUCACCAAUGUGGGGUCCUUUACCUAAUAAUUAUUCACCACCAUCACCAAUUCAUUCAUUCACCCUUAGUGAUUCAUUAUAUUCAGUUCCAAAAUCAUCGAUUCCAGAAACUCGUUCAAUAACUUCGGCAUAUUCAACUAGAAGUACUUUACCUGAAUUAUUACCAGAAAUUAAACCAACAUCCCCAAUGUGGGGUUCCAAUAAGGAUACAAAUUUUUCAUUUAAUGAUGAUUUAUUACCACAAGCUACUCCUAUAUCACCUAUAAAAUUUGAUAUACCUGAACUUGGAUUAUUAGAACCUUUAGCAAAAGUUCAACAAUCAUCAACGCAUAAAGAUCAUACAUCAACAGCUCCAUUGAAACGUGAAUUACCUGAUCCAUUAUCAAAUACAUAUACAUCACCAAAUUUAAUAUCUGAUGGUGAUAAAAAUAAUUGGGGAUUUUGGAAUGAUUCUCCUCCAGAAUCACCUAAUAAAUUUAAGUUAGAUUUGGAUCGAUUUAAUAAUUAUUUAAGUAAAAAAGAUCCAGACGGUGAUCAUGGUGCUACAGGAUUAAAAAAGGGAAAAGGAAGAAAGUACAGUACUUUUUUAGACAAAACAAACAUUGACCACCCGGAUGUUUAUAAAGUUAAAGCUGGAACAAAGUUAGAUAAACAUAAAUCUUUACCAUUAACACAAGAUGACAUUACUCAUAAGAAAGAAAUUCAUGAAACUCGUAUGGAAAGUGAUAAAAUGGAUCAAAGUGAUGAUUAUAUAAAUUCAGAAGAUAAUAAUAUUCCAAUAUUUCAAAGGAAACAAACACGUCCAUCAAGAAAAUCGAUUCCAAAUUUUUAUCCUUCAAAAUCAAAAAAAUCCAAAUUAACCGAUGAACAACCACAUGGAAUGACAAUAAAAUUACGUAAAUCGGGAAACUUUCAAACAUUCCCUUUAUCAGAUGGAUCAAAAAUUGGAGCUAAACGACAAAAAUGUAAACCAAUACAAAUUUUAAAAUUUCCUUAUAGUACUAUUAGACCACAAAGAAAUACUUUAUCAUCAGCUAGUGCACUAAAAAAAAAUCCAUUUCUUAAAUCAAUUAAAAGAAAUUUUGGAGAUCGUAAUUUACCAGAAUAUACAUUAUCAAAAAGUAAAAUGUCAUUUAUGGUACCACAUAAUUUAGCAUCAGUAGAAUUUGGUAAACUUAAUCAUUCUGUACCUGAUCUUACAGUACGUGUAAGACAUCAAAAAUUUAGUGAAGCAUAUAGAAAAAUUAAUAUGACAGUACCAGAUUUUACAAGAUUUGAUUCAGUAAUGAAAGAUUUUGAAGGAAAAAAGAAAACGGAAUUUAAUAUUCAAAUAAUGAAUAAUGAUUUAGAUUCUGAUCCUUCAAAAAUAACCAAAUUUAGUAUUAAUCCAUUUGAUGAAUCUGAAUCAAAUGAAUUAUUUAAAUCUGGUUCUCCUUGGAUACAUUUACCACAUUUAGAUGAAUUUAUAAAAAGUUUACCACAAUCGGAUUUUUCAAAUCCAAAAGAUUUAAUGACACAAGAAGAAUAUGAAAAUUUUAUAACAUCAAGUAAUAAAUUAGGAAAAUAUGCCGAUUCUUUAUUCCCACCGUUGAAUCAGAUUCCAGAUGAAGUUUCUCUAGAUGAACUUAAAUCUAAUAUAACUAGUAAAGAGAAAUCACCAAUGCAUAAUGAUUUAAUAUCUACAGCUAUUGAUGGCGUACUUAUUGCUGAAGCUUCAGCAUUUGGAAAUACAUUUAUGAAAUUAGAAAUUUUAAGAGAUUUUAUACAAUUUUUAACACUUGCAUUGGCUUUUGGAAGCGCAGGAACCGUUGAUGGAUGGUUAAAAAUUUUAUUAAAUACUAUACCAAACUUUUUAACUUUAUAUUGGUUUAGAAUGAUGACUAAAUGGGAUCCCAACGCCGACGCUGAGGGACUUGAAACAUUUCCAUGGAAUUUACGUCCUCAAGAAAAACGUCGUCAUAAUAUAGUAAUAGUAUUCAUCUUAACAACCCUUUACCUUCCUCUAUCAAAACUUUCAAUAGACGCUUUAGUAUGGUCUAAAACAUUUUGGCCAGUUGGUAAUGGACAAAAUGUUUGUUAUGUAACUAGUAUGAGAAAUGGUGAUUUAAAUUUUUCACCAGCGAUCAUAGUAGUUGCUUUAAUAGUAUUAGGAGUAUUUACAAUUUGGUUUCCUAUCGCUUUAAAAAGAUUGGUAGAUAAAAAUUAUCCAAAGAUUGAUAGAUUUAAUGAAGCUGGAGAAAAGAUUACUGAUGAAAUUAAAGAAUAUUCCAAAAGAUUGGAAGAUGACCUUUGUCCUUAUAAUUUCUUGUAUAAUGGGUAUAGUGAAAAAUGGGCAGCUUAUAAAACAUUCAUAAUGGGCAAUAAAUUUCUCAGCAUCUUAUUAAUUUCUACAAUUUCUGAAGAAAAUUGUAUAUUCCAUUCUACACACGAAACUACUAGCAUUUCAUUAGCUCGUCAAUCAUUACAAAUUUUUUUAAUGCUUAUGCUUUUAUUCAUACAUUGGAGAAGUGAACCAUUCCUCCAUCAUUCACAGAACAUUAGUGAAUAUUUGUCUCGAUCAGGUUAUGUUAUUGCAGCUAUUUUAGGAAUAUUUGUAGUAUUAAAAAUUGGAGAUUAUUAUAUAGUUUCUAUAAUUUUAGUGAUUAUUAAUUUAUUAAUUGGACUUUUGGUAGUUUGGCAUUUAUUUAAACAAACGAAUGGAUAUAAAAGAUUUGUUAAGAAUAUGAAAAAACGAUUAGAUUUUAGUCUUAAUAUAUAUUCACCAAAAUUAGAUUUUUCUAAACAUAUUAAACGUCGAGUAUGGCAAGAAACUUGGACGGCAUUAAUUUUAACAUCUGAUCAACUUAAAAUACCACCUGGAAAAGUCGUAGCUUAUUCACAAUCAUCUCAUAGACCUCCAUAUUUAUUAAAUUUUUCAGGAAGUGUUGCAGAACGACAUGUAGAAAAUUUAAAAAUUAUGAAACAAAUUGGGAUAAAAAAAUAUACAACAUCUUUGGCUCCUUUACCUAUUUCUUUAGAAAAAUUAAGAUUAAAAAUAGUAAAUAAUUUUGUUGGACCUGAUAUGUAUUACGCACCAGAAUUUUUAAACAUUAAUAUAAAAACAUAUUUUGGUAAAGCAUAUGUAGUACCAUUUCCAUUUAGCGUAGUAAUGUGUUAUGAUGAUGAUGAUAGUAUAGUUGUAUUAACACAAGAAUGGGAAAUUCGACGGUACGUAGAACAGAAUGAAAAUAAAGAAAUUCAAAGAAGAAGGUUGGUUAGACAGAUGAUUAGAUCUUUGGAAGGAAAAAUUAUUCUUGGACCUUGUUGUGCGAAAGAAGUUCAUUAUCAUCGUGGUCUCCUUCAAAUCAGACGUAACCAACGUUCAAAAUGGCGAGGUCAAAACAUGAAUUCAGGAUUUGAAAUUGCCAUUACUUAUUCUGAUAGAAUUAAAACUGGCAGUACAUCAUCAUCUCGAUCAGAUAGUUCAACACUUAGUGAAGGAACACCAUUUCAUGAAAUAACAGUUGGUCACAACAUUAUUGGAAUUACAGCCGAUUUUCAAAUGACACCUCAACUUGAACGAUUAUUUACCGAUAAUUAUGAAACUUUAUCUAAAGGAUUAGAUUUAGUUCAAGCAAUAAUGCAACAAUAUAGGGAUUAUUAUAAAGACGAAGCAGUUAAAAAGAUGGAAACAUUAACAUAUGGAUUUUUUAUAAAUGUAUUUGAUAAUCCUUCAAUACCAUUAGAAUCAUUACCAGCUUUAUUAAUGGCGACUGAAACCAAUGAAAAAGUUCGAUCAAUUCCAGAAACAGAAUAUUCAUCACUUAUUUAUUUAUAUGAAAGAAUGAGAAUAAUAAAUUUAUCAAGAGUACAUCAAUGGUGGUACUUAUUUUGGGAAGAUCUUUGGAGAAAAAAUCAUAAAGAAAUUGAAGAUUUAAAAAAAUAUCCUCAAGAUUUUUCACCAUCUUAUAGAACAAGUUUAUGUUAUAGACCAAUGAUAAGAUUGGAAUUAGAAGAAUUUUUACAAAAACGAGGUCUUUGGAAGAAUGAAGGACGUGAUGGAUUUUUACAUUCAGGAAUUUUAAAUAGGAUUUACUUAUAUUUAAAUAAUGUGGUAUUUGGAAGGAAUUCCGGUUCUAAACGAAAGAAUAAUAAAGGUGGUGUGGAAGAAAUGCCGAGAACGUGGAGUAUAGUAAAAGGAAAUAGUAUUGAUAGUAAUGAAUAUACGUUACGUGAAAAAGAUGUGAAAACUAUAAAAGAUCGAAUGUUGAUAAUGAAAGAUUUGGUGUUAAGACGGGAAACAAACCUUUCUAGAACUAGACCGUUCUUUGUAUUAAAAGACGAGUAUGUAGAUAUUGAUGACGAUGAAAGUGAGGGGAUCAAUAGUUCUAGUGACGAAGAAACAUGCAUUAAUUUUUGA
Dentiscutata erythropus is the source of this 6192-nucleotide messenger RNA. NCBI's taxonomy places the organism in Eukaryota, Fungi, Glomeromycota, Glomeromycetes, Diversisporales, Gigasporaceae. The record is from the annotation of a GenBank genome assembly.